AUGGCAACACUUUUUGCUCUUCAGACUACUGCAGUCAUGAGGAGCUGUUCAGUUUCCCCAUGUAUCUUCCCUCAGCCUACAGCCUUGGUGAAAUACCACUGUAGGAGCUGUGCCACAGAUGCUGUCCACAGUGGCAGCAGCUACUCUCUAGCCUCCCCAGCAGCCCCACAGAGAUGCAGCCGCAGCAGUCUCAGCAGCCUCCGCAGCAACGCCAGCACCAGCACCAGCAGCAGCAGCAGCAGCAGCAGCAGCAGCAGCAGCAGCCCCUCUAGCAGCAACAGCAGUAGAAUAAGAACUAGUAACACAGGCAGCAGCAGCAGCAGCCAAAGCAGCAGCAGCCCCAGAUCCAAUAACACAGACAACAGCAGCAGCAGCAGCAGAACUAGUAACACAGGCAGCAGCAGUAGCCAUGGCAACAGCGGCCCCAGACCUAGUAACAGGGGCAACAGCGGCCCCAGACCUAUUAACAUGGGAAACAGUGGCCCCAGACAUAGUAACAGGGGCAACGGUGGCCCUAGACCUAGUAACACAGGCAACAGUGGCCCCAGACCUAGUAACACAGGCAACAGCAGCAGCAGCAGCAGACCUAGUAACAUAGGCAGCAGCAGUAGCCACAGCAACAGUGGUCCCAGACCUAGUAGCACAGACAAAAGUGGCCCUAGACCUAGUAACACGGGCAACAGCAGCAGCAACAGCAGUAGCAGCAACAGCUAUCCCAACAGCAACAACAGCCAUCCCAGCAGCAGCAGCAGCAGCAACAGCCAUCCCAGCAGCAGCAGUCACACCACCAGCAGCAGCAGGAAUAGCAGCAGCAGCAGCAGCUCCAGCAACAGCCAUCCUAGCAGCAGCAGCAGCAGCAGCAGCAGCAAUCAUAGCAACAGCUACACUCAUAGCCGCACGUCAUGGGAAUGA
This is a messenger RNA of Grammomys surdaster, 912 nucleotides long. RefSeq lists its product as uncharacterized. NCBI's taxonomy places the organism in Eukaryota, Metazoa, Chordata, Mammalia, Rodentia, Muridae. The transcript has 2 exons. The record is from RefSeq and is a predicted model, not a curated record. The coding region runs from base 1 to 912 and encodes 303 amino acids.